AUGGCCAAAGCAUCACCACUAGGCAAUCUGGCCAAGCUGCCAUACGAGAUACGGCUUGUCCUCUGGGACUACGUCCUUUGCCUCGAAUUGCAUCAAGAAUCGCCAAUAGAGCAACUGGGCAUCCUUCGAACCAGCCGAGAAAUACACGACGACAUAAUUAGCCGCCUCUACAACACGAUUGACAUCCACAUUUCCCCGGUUCUCAAUGAACCCACGGCAAUAUUUCCCCGGAUGCGCAACGCUGCAUCCCAGCCAGCAGUGUUCUACAGAGGCCACAAGUUCUCUAACCUCCCCUAUGACGAGAUAAAUCUGGCUAUCCAUCUGUAUGCUCCUGAUCCUCGAGACCCAGGACAGUUGCUUUUACUAUACGAGAGGGCGUUCGAGUUGAUGCGUACUACCCUGCGUGGUGUUUGCUCUUUUCAACAUGUUGAUAUCUGCUAUCACAAGAACAACAACGUCGACUGGCAAACUGACGGAACGGCACAUGAAACUGUCAAAUAUCCAGUUCGACAUGGCCGUUUAGACCAGAACAUUGUAUUAAUCCCUUUUCUUCGGCUGCAGGAAGUGAACAACCUAGAAAUCAUCCCAUCAGGCCCAAGGAUGAAGAGAGCCGUGAGUCAAGGCUUCAUCAAGUACGCCUGUGAAUUUAUCAAUCAAAACGGAGAUGAACUGUAUUUGUCAGGAGAGAAUAUUUCCUUUCCAGAUGACCCUAAAUACGCCACAAUUACUCCAAUGUUCCGCCAUGUCAGAGAAUUGGCCGACGACAUGGAGUUCUUCCUCGACACUCAACUGGAUUAUCUUCCUGGAUAUACAGCAGACAUACUCCGAUUGAGACGCUUGAUGGACUGGUUCUGUAGGAGUCCAACCGACUAUUCGCCAUAUGCUAAAUGGUUUCUAUACAUUCUUCGAUUCCGUCCAACGUGCGCCAAAACCCAUGACCCGGGCCUUUUUAAGCUCCUCAACCGAUACAAGGCUGUGAUCACGACAUUUGCUCUGCUGAAGCCCCCUGGUUCAAGAUUCGACUAUGUUAACUUGGAAACGUGGAAAAAGAUAUGGCACGAGGCUUAUCCCAAGGGAUAUCCUCCCUUGCCACCAGCAGAAUCGACGCGAAAGAAGAAUGUGCUUUUUGCUUGCGAAUCAUACAAAAUGGCGACCCACCCUCCUUUUGAUGCAUUCUUUGUUGCGUUUAUGAGAUGGAGAUUCAGGAGAUGGCCGUCAAAGUAUCGGAGGCCUCCAUUAUACAACUGGGGGUUGACGAUCGAGAGACGUUGGUGUGAAGACUGCGACUAUGUAGGGUUCGAGUAUGGGUGUUGUCUAUCAGGCAUGUCGCCAUCGACCCCCCGAAAAAGCCUGCCGCCCAUCUUCGUGAAUAAAGACGGAAACCCAUCGCGGUCAUCAGUCCCUCCUGGCUCUCCUUUGUCUCCAGCUUGCAGUGGGUCAGCACCGCUGACCGGGGCAAAUAAAAUCAAGCUGGAGUACGAUAAGGUUAGCCACCUUCAGUUCUACGCAGCCUACGGAGAUUACGCGGGGUGCGUGUUUAACCACCUGAAAAAGGUGGCAAAAGAGGACGUGGGUACUAGCCUGCCAGAGAAGGUGGGCCUCCUUCGACAAAAACUACUAUGUGACAGCGAUGUCACAUCCGUGAAGGAGGGUCCAGUUGCAAACACCGUGAGGGAAUGCAUCCGCAUUCUCCAGGAGCGGAAGUUCGACAUUAACCUUCAGAUGGCUUGCCUGGCAAUCGAUAUCUAUGCCAAACGUAACGAGUUCUGCCAUGCAGAGGUGGGAAGAGUCAAUGCCGCCAAAGAUCACAGCCGCUGGACGGGUCUGAUAAAAACCGACAUCGAUAAUCUUCCCGGGACUUUGCCAGAUUCAUACGUUACCUAUGGGGCCAAAGAGCGGGAGAAGACGUCGACUCGAGACCGGGCGUGGGCUCAUCUCCAGCGACAUCGGAAACCAGAACGCGCGGAACCAUAUCUCUACGGCCUGGCGGAAGACCAACAAAGGCGUGCCUUCGACCUCGGCGAUUUCGGUGAACGUGCCUACGCUAUCGCACGGACAAAUGCGGAUUGGAAACCGAAGACCGUCUAUCCGAUUCCUGGUACUGGGGACCGGAAAAGGCCCAUCUCGGACCCAACCGCCUACAUCUCAAAGAGACAGAGGGUCAUUGGCUCUUUGUCUUCCGAGGGGUGUCACAGCGAGAUAGUCGACAACACCAGGGCUUGCGACCCUACACAUUCCCAAGCCGAUGUCGAAUCUUUUCGGGCGUCUUGGCGCGUCAACGAAAAGAUGGAGGCCCUUCGAAAGUUGAACGCCGGCAAGGCCUGCGUGGCAUGGAAAAGUAUGGAGGCUGUGGUUGAUGCCGCGUUGGCUGCUAUGGGAGCGGGGGAGGUGGUGGAGGAGGAGGUGAGGAAGAAGGAGAGGGAGAAGGAGGAUAAGGCUAGGGAGGAGGUGGAUAAGGCGAGGAAGGAGAGCCGAGGGCUCUAGGUAUGUAUCACCCUUUCCCUUUGGUGUAUGUGGAGGUUGAUGCCAUUUAUCGG
Aspergillus wentii DTO 134E9 is the source of this 2537-nucleotide messenger RNA. RefSeq lists its product as uncharacterized. The record is from RefSeq and is a predicted model, not a curated record. The transcript has 4 exons. Lineage: Eukaryota; Fungi; Ascomycota; Eurotiomycetes; Eurotiales; Aspergillaceae. Bases 1 to 2484 code for a protein of 827 amino acids.